AACGAAGUGUAGUGAGUGUAGGUGAAGAGUACAGGAGUACGAUGAACGUGAGAUUGUUAUGAACCGUCACGAUUAGAAGAAUGGCUAAUUUGCGUUUAUUUGUCGCCUCGGCUGCGAGUUCAUUAAACAAUUAUGGAUUGGCAAGAUAUUACCUGACGAGUCUUAAAAGAGGAUACAGCGUCUUUCCGCCACAUUAUAUUCAACCGAUACCCAGGAAAGAAGAUCAAGAAGCUCUGUUUCAAAGCGAUGAAGCGAAAAAGAUAGUGCACGAGCAGGUGAAGCCAGCACUAGUCAUGGACACUUGCUCUGAAUUUUAUGACAAAAGAGUGCUGAAAUUUCUUAAUACUCUCAUGAAGAACGGAAAUAGAAAAUUGGCGACAGCAUUGGUAACUAAUACUUUCGAGAGUGUCAAAAGAUUGCAAUUGGAGCGCUAUCACAAGGCAACGACGAGCGAGGCGAAAGAGAAUAUUGAAUUGGAUCCAUUUGCAGUUUUUCACCGUGCUGUUGAUAAUUGCAUACCAAUUCUACAAUUAAAGAAUUAUAGAAGAGGAGGAAUCACGUAUCAGGUUCCUAUUCCAAUUGCACCUCUGAUGGCACAGCACAAGUCCAUGUUGUGGUUAAUACAGGCUGCGAAGGAGAAAGACGACGAAGAGAGAUUUUAUCAUGUACUAGCCAAAGAACUAAUAGCAGCUUCUCAGAAUCAGGGUCGUGCGGUUAAAUGGAAGCAAGAAUUGAACAAGAAAUGCCAAGCUAAUCGGGCUUACGCGCACUUCAGGUGGAUGUAGUUAAGAUAGGUUCUACGUAUACAUAAAUAAAAUAAUUCUGAAACGUAA
Messenger RNA from Temnothorax curvispinosus, 833 nucleotides. It is a transcript of the gene mRpS7, whose product is annotated as 28S ribosomal protein S7, mitochondrial. Gene Ontology annotation, cellular component: ribosome. NCBI's taxonomy places the organism in Eukaryota, Metazoa, Arthropoda, Insecta, Hymenoptera, Formicidae. Gene Ontology annotation, biological process: translation; ribosomal small subunit assembly. Gene Ontology annotation, molecular function: mRNA binding; structural constituent of ribosome; rRNA binding. The coding region runs from base 81 to 785 and encodes 234 amino acids. The record is from RefSeq and is a predicted model, not a curated record. The transcript is spliced from 5 exons.